GGCCGCAGGGGGGGGAAGGAGACGUGUCCCACAUUUAGAUCAGCUUGAGCGGAUAGAGGGAGACACACACAACACCGGCGGCGACAUGGAUGAAAAAGCAAACGUGGAAAUGUCAGAAAACCCAUUCGCUCCAUACGCGGAAUCUCUGCGACAACAGCUGGAGGAACAAGACCCAGUUUUUCUCAUCGCGGUGGUCGUCGCUCUGGCCGUUGUUGUCAUCACCUGUGUGUUCCUGAAGUACUUUCUCUCCAGCAAAACUGUCCGGAGUGCUGUCCUGCUGGUCGGGCUGUGUGACGCCGGGAAAACCCUCCUGUUCACUCGGCUGUUGUCAGGAAAGUUCAAGCGGACACAGACCUCCAUCACUGACAGCAGUGCUCCAUACAAAGCUAAGAACGAAAGGGGCAGCACCUGGACUCUGAUCGACCUGCCUGGACAUGACAGUCUCCGCUCUCAGUACCUGGAGAAGUUCAAGUCUUCGGCCAGGGCGAUUGUGUUCGUGGUGGACGGGGCCAUUUUCCAGAAGGAGGUGAGGGACGUGGCCGAGUUCCUUUACGUCCUACUGACGGACGCUGUGAUCUCCAGGAAUGCCCCGGCUCUCCUGGUAGCCUGCAACAAACAAGAUAUAACCAUGGCAAAAUCCGCUAAACUGAUACAGCAGCAGCUGGAAAAGGAAUUGAACACCUUGCGAGUGACUCACUCUGCGGCCCUGAGCUCCCAGGACGGCUCCGUCGGCGGCAGUGUGUAUUUGGGGAAAAAAGGCAAAGACUUUGAGUUCAGCCAGCUGCCCCUGAAGGUGGAGUUCCUGGAGUGCAGCGCCCGCGGCAGCAAGGCCGAAGAAGGGGAGGCAGACAUUGAGAUGCUGGAGAAAAGUCUGGCCAAGCUGUAGAGUCAGCAACUCAACGGUCCUCCGAGCAGAAUUUGACUCAGGCACAGACUUUGUAAAUCGCAGGAGGGAUGACGUCUCCAUGGAGGACCUGUUUGACCGAGGUUACCAGUCAAACACGGUCCUCUAGGCUGGCAGUCUACGUAGGACUUAAUUACAUCAAAGGUAGAAGAACUUUUGAGGCCGAAUAGAUGAAAGAAGACAGUAAAACCGUGGGAAAUAAUCUAGCCGUUCAUCAGGUCGCUCUGCAAUGUGCUUAUUCAGUAUAAAUGCUACUGUGAAUACCUGCUUUACAUAGCUGUACUUGGCUUGUUUUGGUAGAAGAAAUAAUUUAAGAGGUUGAAAGAAUUUCUGUUAAGUACAUUUGCUGUGAUGUAAAGAAAAAAAAAUGAAUCUGGCUGUCAAAGAGUUUCACCAUUUUUGUUUAAAACUUGUCUCAGUUAGUCUGACUGAGCCUGUUGAAACAGAUGGACAUAGUUUUGGAUUUAUUAAUUGACUCAAACCGCAAGACUUGUGCCUUUUUUUAUUCCUAGCAUUAUUAUUAAAUGGUUUUGCCUGUUUGCAAUAGAACGGUGUACUUGGUUGAAGUGUUGCGUGAAUACAGUGAAUUUGCAAAGAAUGUCUGAA
Gasterosteus aculeatus aculeatus (three-spined stickleback) is the source of this 1510-nucleotide messenger RNA. The record is from RefSeq and is a predicted model, not a curated record. NCBI's taxonomy places the organism in Eukaryota, Metazoa, Chordata, Actinopteri, Perciformes, Gasterosteidae.